AUGACCCUCGAUAAAUUAAAACCUUCUAGCAUAGUGCUCCACCUUUUGGCCAGAAAUGGACCUCAGUCCGGAAAACAGAUUGCCGCAUACAUACCUUGCUUUCCACAAUUCAAAACUAAAAAUUAUCUUAAACGCGAAAUCUUGCGUAAUAUGAAACUACGCGGUGAAUUGUACAAAAGAAAAUCUACUGAUCCCGAACUUACCAAACUUCAGAAAGGCGAGAGUGCAUACCUUUGGUUCAUUGACGAGAAAAAGGUGGAUAGGAAUAAAUAUCUUAAUAUGCGAUCGUUAAAAAAUUGGAAUCCGGACGAAAAAUUUACGGAAUAUAUUUCUGCUUCUGACAGUUCUAGUCCUGAAAAUGUUAUGAGAACCUCCAGUCAAAGAAAGGAUGAAGAUCAUAGAAAAAGACGAGAUAACCGGAAAAGUGAUGUAGAGAAAGAAGAAGCUUAUGGUGUGCAACCAGAUAGCAAUUACCGAGGGUUCGACUAUUACAAAACAUCAAAUGAUACCCGAUGGCAAAGCGUUCAGAAGCUUCACUGGAGACUACCAGAAAACAUUAGAAAUAUCACUCAGGAGGAACACAAAAAAAAAACUUGA
Molecule: messenger RNA, 597 nt
Organism: Acaulospora colombiana
Lineage: Eukaryota; Fungi; Glomeromycota; Glomeromycetes; Diversisporales; Acaulosporaceae
Source: the annotation of a GenBank genome assembly